Gasterosteus aculeatus aculeatus (three-spined stickleback) is the source of this 1875-nucleotide messenger RNA. RefSeq names its product maternal B9.15 protein. NCBI's taxonomy places the organism in Eukaryota, Metazoa, Chordata, Actinopteri, Perciformes, Gasterosteidae. The record is from RefSeq and is a predicted model, not a curated record. Gene Ontology annotation, cellular component: nucleus; cytoplasm.
CGGCCCCGAGUAACGGAAGUGAGUCACGCUGACGGUAAUUGCGUUUGUGUUGCAGCAGCAUGGAGCGCUGAGCUGAGAACGAGGAAGCAACAUGUGCUGACCAUAAUACGUCCCACACACCCGCGAGGACGAGCCACGAGACAAGAGGCGAGGACAAGCGACGAGUACCCUGGAGCCGCACACGUAUAGUCGUGAGUACACGUCGUGUUUAAUCACGGUCACCAUGAAAAGAGAGGUGAAGGCUGGAGUGAACUUCCUCAAAAGCCUGGCCGUGGCACGUGGCAAGCUCAGUGACGCCAAGGCAGAAUUGUUUGCAGAGAAGCUACAGAAACUUUUAUGCAAGAAAUACGAUGACCACUGGUACCCCGACAGUCCCAGCAAAGGUCAAGCAUACAGAUGCAUCCGUAUAAAUAACGGAGUACCCCGUGAUGAAGAGAUUGUGAAGGCAUGCGAAGAGAGCGAUGUCACGCCCAGCGAACUAUGCUUUCCGCGCGAGAUAACAGUGUGGAUUGACCCCAUGGAGGUGUGUGCGAGAUCAUCAGAGAACGGCCGGCCGUUCACUAUCGCCUGUUUUGGAGACGGCAAUCCGGAGGAAAAACAGGCGGACUCCUCGGCGGACUCGGUAAACCUGGACACGUCCGAUUACCACUCUGCUACCUCUUCGGAUUGUAGUUCCACUGCGUCCAGUGACACAGAAGAGGAGGCAAAGGACGGCGAGACGGAGGGAGAGCAGAAAAAAGAAGGGAAGGCUGUCGUCAAGGAGAAUGCAGCAGAAGGCUACAGCUACACGAUACCAAUGGUUCCCAGGAUUCGGAAGCGGCACGGGGAGGGAGCAAAUACGAUUAAAUACGUCAGAAAUAUGCUUCCUGCCACCCUCCAGUACUUCUACCACCCUGCACCAGUGUGGCCUCAGUACAAGAAGGGCGCUCCAAUGUUUCUCAACACAGUGUGCGCGCCUCCGCCGCCUCCACCCCAGCAGGUGUUUGGCUACUACAUCUUGCCGCAGCCAUCUCCUCAGUUCAUUAUGCCUCAAGCCACCCUGCAGCCGUGGGCAGCCGUGAAGGGCUAGAGCCCCCAGGAGACGGAGCAGACGGAUGGAGCAUCACAAGCUCCUUCAACUGAGCCAUGUCGUGUCCGUUUUCUGAGCUCCAGGCUACGAGAUAACUUUUUAAAAUAUGUAUAGCGCAAAGUUAUUCCAUGUACAACUUGUAAUGAUUCCUCCUUUCUUUUCACUUUUGGUGACUUCUCAGACUACUCAGGACAUCUCAGCAAUAUCCUUCACACCAAAUAUAUGUGUCUCUUCAGGUGUUGUUUCUUUUGUUAUGUCAAUCUGUUGUUUCUCUGACCAAAAUGUGAUACAGGGGAUUAAUCCAAGAGUAAAAGUGUCAAUAUCUGUAUUUUAAGAAUAAUAUUUUUACUAAACUGCUUGUAUAUAAUACAGAAUUUUGAUACCAUAUACCGAUGCACAUUUUCUAAUCUCAAUGUCGUUUGUUCUAAUUUAUUUGGCCACCAGUGGAUGGCAAUCAGCCUACAGCUAACCAAUGAAAUAUUUUUGUAGGAACAGGAGCUGCUGUAUUUUACAAAUCUAACCUCACAAAACAUAAACAUGAUUUGAUGUAGCUUAAAUCUCUCAGCUGCUUUACAAAUGUAUCUCUUGUGUGGCCUGAUUACAGCCGAAUGUUGUUUUUUGUUGAUAACUUUCUUAUAGGGAAAUCUGGUACAGCUACAUAUCCUUAAUAGUUCUCCCCCUCUGACUCGUGUAUACUGUAAUUGUUUGAUGAUGUAUUUAUGUCUAUGCAACCUUAAAAUGAUUCUGUUGUUUUGCUUAAACCUUAGCUUCUUAAUGCAGCAGAUUAAAUCCACGAAUACCUGAAA